Molecule: messenger RNA, 951 nt
Organism: Ectocarpus siliculosus
Lineage: Eukaryota; Phaeophyceae; Ectocarpales; Ectocarpaceae
Source: the annotation of a GenBank genome assembly
AUGCUCAGUUCCAUCCCCGGAGAGCUUGGAGGCCUCGGAAAGGUGCAAAUUCUUCGACUCGACGGCAACCAGCUGACCGGGACUAUACCCGAGGCGCUUGGAGCUCUCAGCGAGCUGAAGGAGCUUCUGAUGCACCACAACAAGCUCACUGGGUCCAUCCCUGGAGUGCUUCGAGGUCUCGGCAAGUUGGAACAGCUUUGGCUCAACGGCAACCAGCUCUCAGGUUCCAUCCCCGGAGAGCUUGGAGGCCUCGGAAAGGUGCAAAUUCUUCGACUCGACGGCAACCAGCUGACCGGGACUAUACCCGAGGCGCUUGGAGCUCUCAGCGAGCUGAAGAACCUUUACAUGAACGACAACAAGCUCACUGGGUCCAUACCAGGAGUGCUUGGAGGUCUCGGCAAGUUGGAAGAGCUUUGGGUCAACGGCAACCAGCUCUCAGGUUCCAUCCCCGGAGAGCUUGGAGGCCUCGGAAAGGUGCAAACUCUUCGACUCGACGGCAACCAGCUGACCGGGUCCAUCCCCGGAGUACUUGGAGCUCUCGGCAAGUUGGAAGGGCUUGGGCUCAGCGGCAACGCACUUUCUGGACCCAUUCCCAAGGCGCUUGGAGCUCUCAGCAAGCUGGAGAUCCUUGUCAUCAACGACAACAAGCUCACUGGUUCCAUCCCUCACGAGUUUGGAGCUCUGCGCAACUUGAAGACGCUUAAGAUCGACAGCAACAGCCUGACCGGAGGGCCAACGAGGGGCGAGAGUCUUGAUUCGUGGAGGGCAAGACUGCGGCAGCAGGAGCAGGCAACUGAACGCGAACACCCAACAGCGGAGAACCCCGCCGUACGCACCAGUUCCUCGACACAAGGCGACAAGCCUGGGAAUCCAGAUGGAGCCACCACUGAACCCAUAUCUGGUUCGUCACGGGAGGCAGAUAUGGACCACAUGACUCAGGUUCAGAUUUAA